AUGGCCUCUCUGAGCUGGAGGAUUCGGGCUAUAAAGGAGCAGAUAGGGGAGAGGACUGACGGCUGCUGCACGGGGAAAGACGCAGGGGCCAAAACCGCAUCACCCGGAGCCAUCAGCCUCUCGUCAGUAUUUGCGGUGGAGCAGGUGGCACGCUGCUGUCGCUGUAAUGGGUGUAACAGUAAACAGUGGUACAGAUGCAGAGCGGAGUCUGUCCCGUUUAUGAGCUGCUUAAAAUGGUCGAACAGCGGCCUGGAAGAGGGAGGGGGAUAG
Messenger RNA from Knipowitschia caucasica, 270 nucleotides. The record is from the annotation of a GenBank genome assembly. Lineage: Eukaryota; Metazoa; Chordata; Actinopteri; Gobiiformes; Gobiidae.